This is a messenger RNA of Ylistrum balloti, 1610 nucleotides long. RefSeq lists its product as uncharacterized. NCBI's taxonomy places the organism in Eukaryota, Metazoa, Mollusca, Bivalvia, Pectinida, Pectinidae. The transcript has 10 exons. Gene Ontology annotation, molecular function: transmembrane transporter activity. The coding region runs from base 45 to 1610 and encodes 521 amino acids. Gene Ontology annotation, biological process: transmembrane transport; monoatomic anion transport. The record is from RefSeq and is a predicted model, not a curated record.
UGACCAAAACAGAAUAUCGGGUGGGAAGUGGUGAAGAUACUGAAAUGCAAUUUGACCCAGAGAAAGUACCAUGGUGGACCUCCAAACGCCUACAGCUAGCAGUGCUGGGAUUUUUUGGGUUUAUCAAUGUUUACACAUUAAGAGCCAAUAUGAGUGUAGCUGUUGUGUGUAUGGUAAACUGGACAGCAAUACAUGAAAGCAAGGGAAAUACUUCAAAUGACAGUACAGAAAAGUUGAUAUCCAGCAGCUGUGGCCUUGUGUCAGCUGGAUCCAAUCUUACCAGUAAACAACAGUUUGAGGAUGGCGAGUUUGUAUGGCAUGAAGAUGUGCAGGGCUCUGUACUGGGUGCCUUUUUCUGGGGCUAUUUAGUAACACAGAUCCCAGGGGGCUGGGUAGCAACACGAUUUGGAGGAAAGAGAGUCUUUGGUCUGAGCAUGUUGGCAGCAUCCAUAGCGACUUUUGCCACUCCUGUUGCUGCCCGGACAAGCUAUAUAUUCCUGAUUGUGCUGCGUAUCAUCCUUGGAAUAUGUUCCGGAGUGUCAUUUCCAGCAAUGCAUGCACUCUGGGGAAGCUGGGCUCCACCUCUGGAACGAAGUAAAUUAACAGCAUUCACAUAUGCAGGUGCACAGCUAGGAAAUGUGAUAACCUAUCCACUAUCUGGUAUGCUGUGUAAAUAUGGAUUUGAUGGAGGUUGGCCAUCCAUAUUUUAUGUAUUGGGGAUGGUGAAUGUCCUGUGGGUGAUGAUAUGGUGUUUCCUGGCCAGUGACAGUCCGAGUGAACAUAAAGGUAUCACUAAGGAGGAAAGAGAUUACAUAGUUUAUGCUCUGGCCAAAUCUAAACACAAGGAAUCAUCAGACGAGAAGGUAGAUAUUCCCUGGCUUAAAUUUCUCACUUCUGGCCCUGUUAUUGCCAUAAUCAUUGUCAACGUGAUGUCUGAUUGGGGAGCUUACACCCUGCUCGCCAAUAUCCCGUUAUACCUGAAGGAGGUGCUCAAGUUUGACAUCACCACGAAUGGCUUAUACUCUGCUCUUCCAUAUGUUGUUUUCUGGGCAACAAUUAACAUUGGUGGAUGGUUAGCCGACUUCAUGAUGAGGAAAUACUUUACAGUAACUAUUACAAGGAAGUCCAUCAACACUUUUGGUAUGAUUAUGCCUGCGCUUAUGCUGAUUGGCCUGGGAUAUGUGGACUGUAGCUCUCCAAUGCUUGCGAUAGCCCUGUUGACCCUCGCUGUAGGACUGAGCGGUUUCCAGUACAGUGGCUGGCUGGUCAACCAUGUAGACAUUGCUCCCCUUUACGCCGGCAUUCUAUUUGGAAUAUCCAACUCGAUUGCUUCUGUCACUGGAUUUGUUAGCCAGCAAGUUGUUGCUGCAAUAAGGAAAAUGGAGGGUCUGGACAUGCGAUCUCAGUGGCAGAUUGUCUUCUUUGUGGCAUGUGGUAUGUAUGUAUGUGGAGCAUUGAUAUUUAUUCUUUUUGGAAGUGGAGAACUUCAGCCAUGGGCGAUGGAGAAAAAGAAACCAGAGGAAGAGGAGCUCAACGUGGAUAUAGAGUUACACCAAGCCCCUGAUAAAGAGUCGUCACAAAUGAAUGGAGCAGGUGUUAUUGUCGUAUAA